Molecule: messenger RNA, 1515 nt
Organism: Colletotrichum chrysophilum
Lineage: Eukaryota; Fungi; Ascomycota; Sordariomycetes; Glomerellales; Glomerellaceae
Exons: 5
Coding region: 1-1515 (504 amino acids)
Biological process (GO): carbohydrate transport; transmembrane transport
Cellular component (GO): membrane
Molecular function (GO): carbohydrate:proton symporter activity
Source: RefSeq, a predicted model, not a curated record
AUGGGUUUCGAGCGUAAACAUGUCUCGAAGCUGGUACCGGCCAACCUGAAGUUGCUGUCUCCGCUGUUGCUCGCGGUUGCCAUCGUCAACUCUGCGACACUUGGGUACGAUGCGUCCGUCAUGAAUGGGCUACUCAUCCUGCCGUCCUACACCGAAUACUUUCACUUGACGACUGCAACUGAAGGCCUCAACAAUGCGGCAUCAUGGAUGGGCAGUAUCGUGGGAGCUUUCCUGAUGCAGCCGAUUCCGGAUUACUUUGGCCGCCGGCGAGCCAUUCUUGUUGCUUCGGUCAUCACCGUUGUCGGCAUCAUCCUUCAAGCUGCAGCACAGAACAUUGCCAUGUUCGUUGUAGCUCGCAUAAUUGUCGGCAUUGGGUCUGCAGUCAGCAACGGCGCAGCACCCACUCUUUUGGGCGAACUUCUUCCUCCGCAAAAACGUGGUCGUAUUUUGGGACUGUUCUUCUCCUGCUUCUACGUCGGAAGUCUUGCUUCGGCGAUCGUGAACUACGGAAGCCAAAACAUCGCCAGCACCUGGUCAUGGCGCUUACCUUCCCUGUUGCAGUUCGUACCCAGCCUUCUCGCCGUCGUCCUGGUUCCCUUUAUUCCAGAAUCUCCUCGGUGGCUCAUUGCAAACAAGCGGGAUGAUGAAGCGUUGGAGGUGCUCAUCAUCAUGCAAGGCAAGGGGGUCGAAGACAUGCAACAGGGACGGGAGAAUCUGCACGAGAUACGAGCUAUCAUGAAGAAGGAAGAGGAAGAGUAUCCUCGAAAUCCUUGGAGAGAAAUCUUCGCGACACCAGCCAACAGGAAAAGACUUGCCAUCCUUUGCUCAUUUGGUCCUAUGGUCAAUAUGUUUGGCAACUUCAUCAUCUCAUUUUACCUCACGAAGAUCCUUGAUCAGGCGGGUAUCAAAGACACUGUCAAACAAACUCAGAUCCAAGUCAUUCUCAACUGUUGGUCUUUUGCGGUGGCUGUCUUUGGUAGCUUUAUGCUUGACGUCCUCGGGCGGCGAAUCCAGAGCUUCAUUGGAAUCGCAGGCAUGUCUGCGACUCUCUACAUUAUCGGAGGUCUGAUCAAAAAGUACGGCGAAAGUACCAACCAGUCAGGAAUAUAUGGCACGAUUGCUGUGAUCUUCCUUUUUCAAGGCUUCUACGCCUUUUCCAUCACGCCAAUGACCAGCUUGUAUCCUACCGAGGUUUCUCAAUACAAGCUUCGCGCCACUGGUAUCGCCAUAUUUCGCAUGUUGGAUGCUGGCUUCGGGCUGCUCGCAUCAUUUUGCAUGGCUUAUGCAAUGGCAGACUUGGGCUGGAAAUUCUAUUUUAUCAACGCUUCAUGGAAUUUGUUAUUUCUCGUCGUUGCCUACUUCACAUUCGUUGAGACUAAGGGUCUCAAAUUGGAAGAAAUUGCAGCCAAGUUCGAGGGAUCCCGCAUUCUCGAUGCCAUUGCUGAGGAUUCAGACUCUCAAGAGACCAGAGACGCCAAGGUCUUGGGCAGCAUUGACACUAAAGCUAUGGCAUAG